Molecule: messenger RNA, 639 nt
Organism: Caenorhabditis bovis
Lineage: Eukaryota; Metazoa; Nematoda; Chromadorea; Rhabditida; Rhabditidae
Source: the annotation of a GenBank genome assembly
AUGGAUGCCGGUCCGACGACGGGCUCGCUGAAAACGAAAAUUUCGCUGAAAAGUGGACAAGGACAAAUUGUGACGCCGUUUCACACAUUUCAACUCGAACUACCUCCGAAAAGCGAGAUCAAUGGAAGCAUUGAUUUAUUAGAAGCGUACGAUUUAGGAAAACUAUGCCACGGCCUCUUCAAUCCGCGACGCCUACGCGAGGAGAUGUCGUCGUUUCUGCCGCACCUCUACGGCAAUCUGAGUUUCAAUGUGCUUCAGGAAGCGAGCUCGCUGAGAGCGCUCGUUGACAAGCCGCCGAUUCACAAGGAGAUCACGACGCUGCCGAGCUCGUCGAUGCAGGGCUUCAAAUUGAGCACGGGACCCGUCGACGAGCGCUAUCGGCAUUUGUUUGACAAGAAGCGUGAGGUCGACAUCAACUGGGUGAUGGAUGAGCAUCCGGUGAUGGGCAGAAUUCGAUCGUCGUUGGAGCAGAGGGUCGCCGGACGAGACAUUUUGGACCAUGAAGAGCGCAAACGGAAGCAUAAAAAGGAGAAGAAGAAAAAGAAGAAGAAUAAGAUGAGAAACGAGGAUGCCGACGAAUCGUCGUCGACAAUGCCGACAGCAUCGGCAGCGCCAUCGUCGACGCCGAUGGAAUUUUGA